Phytophthora sojae is the source of this 1740-nucleotide messenger RNA. RefSeq lists its product as hypothetical. The transcript has a single exon. The coding region runs from base 1 to 1710 and encodes 569 amino acids. NCBI's taxonomy places the organism in Eukaryota, Oomycota, Peronosporomycetes, Peronosporales, Peronosporaceae. The record is from RefSeq and is a predicted model, not a curated record. Gene Ontology annotation, molecular function: beta-glucosidase activity. Gene Ontology annotation, biological process: carbohydrate metabolic process.
AUGCGCUUCCUCCGCCAGUUGCUGCCCGCGGCCAUGGCGGCUCUCUUCGGGUCCGUGGCGUCGGUGUCCGAGCCGCGCUGCUUCCCCGAGAGCUUUAUGUUCGGCUCGGCCACCGCCUCGUACCAAGUUGAGGGCGCCGCCAAGGAGGGCGGCCGCACCCCGAGCAUCUGGGACGACUUCUGUCGCGAGAAGCCCGGCAUGAAGUGCGCCAACGUGGCCGACGACUUCUACCACCGCUACAAGGACGACGUCAAGCUCAUGGUGGACACGGGCCUCGAGUCCUUCCGCUUCUCCGUGUCCUGGUCGCGCGCCAUGAACUGGGACCCCGUCACGCGCCGCAUGAAGCCCAACGCCGAGGGCAUCGCGUGGUACCACAACCUCAUCGACGAGAUCAACGCCAAUGGCAUCACCCCCAUCCUCACCAUCUACCACUGGGACCUGCCCAGCGAGCUGCAGACGCAGCUCGAGCCCAAGGGCUGGCUCAACCCGGAGAUCGUCGACCACUUCCUCGAGUACUCGACGCUGCUGUUCAACGAGUUCGGCGGCAAGGUGCAGCUCUGGACCACCUUCAACGAACCGCUGUCCUUCGUGGGCGCCGGCUACGGCCUCGGCAUGCACGCGCCCGGCUACUCCGGAUCGGACACGCAGGCGUACACCGUCUCCCGUAACGUGCUGAUCUCCCACGCCAAGGCCGUGCAGAAGUUCCGCGAGCUGAAGACCACCGACGUGAUCAGCGACAAGGCCCGCAUCGGCAUCGUCCUGGUUUCGAACUGGUACUACCCGCUUCGCGCCGACAACGAGAAUGAUGUUGCCGCUGCCAAGCGCGCGUUCGACUUCGAUUUCGGUUGGUUCUUGAACCCCAUCGUGAACGGCGACUACCCCGCGGUCAUGCGCGAGCGAGCCGGUGACCGUCUUCCCAAGUUCACGGCGGAGGAGUCUGCGCUGCUCAAGGGCUCAUACGAAAUCUUUAUGAUGAACCAUUACGGUAGUCGCGCCAUCACUUCCUGUGACUCGGACGAGUCGAACACGCCGUGCUCGACGCUGCUGCCUGGUUACCCCGCGGACAAGGGCGUGGACGACAGCCACCUCAUGCCGGGCACGCGCCCCGGUAAGCCCGACCGCUUCGGCAACAAUUACUGCGAGAUGUUCACGGGCUACCCGCCCGGCUACCUCGACAUGAUCCGCUACCUGCACUCGCAGGACACGACGGUGGACAUUCUGCUGACGGAGAACGGCUGGUGCGGCAACGACGAGGUCGACAACAUGGACCAGCUCUGGUACUUCAAGGCCUUCGUGGAGCAGGUGUACAAGGCCGUCGUGGACGAGAAGAUCCCCGUCAUCGGCUACACGGCCUGGUCCUUCCUGGACAACUACGAGUGGGGCUCGUACGGCCCGCGCUUCGGCAUGUACUACGUCAACUUCACGGAGCAGACUGGCUCGCCCGAUUUCUACGAGCCUAAGCCCACGGACCUCGCUCGCAUCCCGCGCCCGUCGGCCAAGUGGUUCCACAAGGUGGCCACGACCAAGUGCCUCGACGGCUGGAGCGAGAUCGACGCCAAGGCUGCGACCGCCUCGCACGAGAGCAAGUCGUCCAUCUUCGGCAUUGUGUUCGGCUUCGUCGCGCUCGCCGCCGUCGUGAUCGGCGUCGUGGUGGUGCUCGUGUUCCGCCACCGCCGCAGCGGCUACGAGCCGCUUGUGUCGCGCAACUAGGUCGCUCCGGUGCGCUGAAAUCGGGCGUCU